This is a messenger RNA of Eufriesea mexicana, 2061 nucleotides long. Its product is annotated as hemicentin-2. The transcript has 6 exons. Gene Ontology annotation, biological process: cell-cell adhesion. The record is from RefSeq and is a predicted model, not a curated record. Gene Ontology annotation, cellular component: plasma membrane; cell-cell junction. Bases 1 to 2061 code for a protein of 686 amino acids. NCBI's taxonomy places the organism in Eukaryota, Metazoa, Arthropoda, Insecta, Hymenoptera, Apidae. Gene Ontology annotation, molecular function: cell adhesion molecule binding.
AUGAAGUCUACGUAUCUUCAAAGUACCACUGUGAUCAUAUUUGUGAUCGUUGCCCGAAUUACAGCCGAGCAAAGAUUUGCAGAAACUCCGGCACUGUACCAAGAGGUCUCUUCCGGAGACGAUGUGCAAUUACGGUGCAGGGUGCAAGACAAACGGGGUCAGUGCAUUUGGCAGAAAGAUCGGAAACCGGUAGGCAUGCAUCCGGAUAAAUACGAAUGGGCUAGCGGACGUGGUAGCGAUUGCACCCUCCUUAUCAGAAGAGCCUCCCUCGAUUUCGACGACGGCUACUGGGAGUGUCAAGUCACUUCUGGCGACUUCACGCGACAGGAUGCAUUAACUUCGUUACCAUCUCGUCUUUUAGUUAGAGUAAAACCACGGAAACCACGGUUGGAGUACGGAGGGACAAUUUUAAACUCCGCCCUAACUUUAAGGGAGGGUCAGGAAGUUACCAUUUCCUGCGUAUCAAGAUAUGGAAACCCACCGGCCCUUAUCAAAUGGUACAUAGGAGGGGAUGAAGUGGAGCCCCUGAGGGAGCAGACAAACGCAACCGAGGUGGACAGUCCGAAAACUUGGGCAGCCCAUAGCCUCCUCCGAGUCCGUGGACAAAGGGAGAACCAUGGUCUGCCGAUUCGGUGCAUCACGAUGCAUCCAUCCAGCGUCGUUCCAACUGCUGCGGAAACACGUCUGGAUGUGCAUUAUUCCCCUGAAGUGAGAAUAGAAACGAAGCCUCGACUCCUGGUCGCAGCCCUAGAGGAUUCGGCUAGCUUUAUGAGCCUGAAAUGCUUCGCGGAUGGCAAUCCCAGCGGAACGAUCAAGUGGUUCAAGGAUUCAGCUCCCAUCGUGGUAACAAGCAACGUGGUAGCGUUGAUGCUAAACAGAACGCAGCAGAACAGCACGAUGACCGGCUCUGAGCUGAGAUUCGAGCCGGUCAAGAGAAACGACGCCGGUCUCUAUUCUUGCAAGGCGGUCAACGUUAUCGGUGAAAGCACUGCAGCUAACUACAGACUGGACAUACAAUAUGGUCCUAGAUUCAAGUCAGAAGACCCUGCUCAGAACGAUACCGUACAAAAAUUUGAAGAAACUACGCUGCUCGGUACAAGUUUAGAACCCUUUGAAUGCAUGGAUUUUGAAGCGAAUCCCCCAGCUCAAUAUCGAUGGGUGCAUCUUCGUGGUGGCGUGACCGAGACCAUCGAGAAUUCUCUGCAGACCAAGGACGGUGGUAAACGACUGCGUUUGGAAAACGUGAUGUGGUCUGACGAAGGAGAAUAUCGAUGUGUAGCGUUCAACGUGAUCAACGGAGUGCGAAGAGAAAUGCCUAGCGAGGCUCGUUACGUGCUCCAUGUAACCGGACCGCCUGAGAUACAGGCGAGGCCUUCUUCCGGUGGAAAGGGCAUUUAUGAGUCGCUGGGAUGGGCCGGGGAACCGGAACACACUCUGAAGUCUCGUUUUUGCUCAAGACCACCUCCUAGGCUCGUUGCUUGGCAAUGGGGAAGUUCGCAUAUCAGAGCUGGUGAGAGUAUUCAUCCGAAGUACGAAGCACUAUCGCUAGAGCACGUCAAGGAAAAUGAAAUGCCAACGAACUGUUACUGGGCAAAAUUGGUGAUCAAAGAUCUGCAAAGAGAGGACGCUAGAAUUUACACCCUUUUAGUGGAAAGCGAAAAAGGCAGAGAUUCUACUAAUAUCAAAUUAAAUAUUCGUGAUCCAACAGAGAUGAGAGUAAUUGCAGCAGCUGCUGCAGUGGGGUUAUUGUUUCUACUUCUUUUAAUAUCUAUUGCGGUGUAUUCGAUACUAAGGCUAAAGAACAGACGAUAUCGUCAAGAGGAAGAGGAAGGCAGCAUUGCUGCAGAUGCGUUUUAUAGUAAUUCCGCUACAACAGAUAGACAGAAGAACAUGAACAAUUCGACCCAGAGUAAAGGAUAUGCAAGGAAAACGAACUCGGAGGGUGGAUUGGCCGUCACAUAUGAUUAUGACCAGAUCACAAAGCAGGUGCGUGCCAUGAGCCCAGAAGCAUUGAAAGUCAGGAGAGCACCAGCUGUUCUUCAACCACCAACUAUUGUGUAA